Molecule: messenger RNA, 7088 nt
Organism: Acomys russatus (golden spiny mouse)
Lineage: Eukaryota; Metazoa; Chordata; Mammalia; Rodentia; Muridae
Gene: Tnc
Product: tenascin C
Exons: 26
Coding region: 122-6454 (2110 amino acids)
Molecular function (GO): protein binding
Source: RefSeq, a predicted model, not a curated record
CUCUUCCAAGAAGAUUGGGGACAUCCAACAGCAUUCUCUUAAGUACAUCUAAAUACCACAUUCUACUGGGAGUUAAGACACCCUACAGAUCUAGAGACACCUAGCCAAUCUAACCUCCACCAUGGGGGCUAUGACCUGGCUAUUGCCAGGCAUCUUUCUAGUUUUCUUUGCCCUCACUUGCGAAGGUGGGGUCCUCAAGAAAGUCAUCAGGCAAAAGCGACAGAGUGGGGUGAACAUGACCCUUCCAGAGGAGAAUCAGCCAGUGGUGUUCAACCAUGUCUAUAACAUCAAGUUGCCCAUGGGCUCUCAGUGUUCAGUGGAUCUAGAAUCAGCAAGUGCGGAGAAAGACCUGACCCCCACUUCAGAGUCCAGUGGAAGCUUCCAGGAACACACAGUGGAUGGAGAAAACCAGAUUGUGUUCACGCACCGCAUCAACAUCCCUCGCAGGGCCUGUGGCUGUGCUGCAGCUCCGGAUGUGAAGGAACUCCUGAGCAGGCUGGAGGAGCUAGAGAUUCUGGUAUCAUCUCUAAGGGAGCAGUGCGCCAUGGGUACAGGCUGUUGUCUCCAACCUGCAGAAGGCCGUCUGGAUACCAGGCCCUUCUGCAGUGGCCGGGGCAACUUCAGUACCGAAGGAUGUGGCUGUGUUUGUGAACCAGGCUGGAAAGGCCCCAACUGCUCUGAGCCAGAAUGUCCUGGAAACUGUAACCUCCAAGGCCAAUGCCUUGAUGGACAGUGUGUCUGUGACGAGGGUUUCACUGGCGAGGACUGCAGCCAGCUGGCCUGUCCCAAUGACUGCAACGACCAGGGCAGGUGUGUGAAUGGAGUCUGUGUGUGCUUCGAAGGCUAUGCCGGGGUUGACUGCGGCCUGGAGGUCUGCCCGGUACCCUGCAGUGAAGAGCAUGGGAUGUGUGUGGAUGGCAGGUGUGUGUGCAAAGAUGGCUUUGCUGGUGAUGAUUGCAAUGAGCCCCUGUGCCUCAACAACUGCUACAACCGCGGGCGGUGCGUAGAGAACGAGUGUGUGUGUGAUGAGGGGUUCACUGGUGAGGAUUGCAGUGAGCUCAUCUGCCCCAAUGACUGCUUUGACCGUGGUCGCUGUGUCAACGGCACCUGCUACUGUGAGGAAGGUUUUACAGGGGAAGACUGUGGUAAGCUCACCUGCCCCAACGACUGUCAGAGGCGGGGCCAGUGCGAGGAGGGCCAGUGUGUUUGUGAUGAGGGCUUUGCGGGAGCAGACUGCAGUGAAAAGCGGUGCCCUGCAGAUUGUCACCACCGUGGUCGCUGCCUCAAUGGGCGGUGCGAAUGUGAUGAUGGGUUCACAGGGGCUGACUGUGGGGAUCUCCAGUGUCCCAAUGGCUGCAGUGGGCACGGCCGCUGUGUCAAUGGGCAGUGUGUGUGUGACGAGGGCUAUACCGGAGAAGACUGCAGCCAGCGGCGAUGCCCCAAUGACUGCCACAGCCGGGGCCUCUGUGUACAGGGCAAGUGCAUAUGUGAACAAGGUUUCAAGGGCUUCGACUGUAGUGAGAUGAGCUGUCCCAAUGACUGCCACCAGCAUGGCCGCUGUGUGAAUGGCAUGUGCAUCUGCGACGAUGACUACACUGGGGAAGACUGCAGAGACCGUCGCUGUCCCCGGGACUGCAGCCAGCGAGGUCGCUGUGUGGAUGGACAGUGCAUUUGUGAGGAUGGCUUCACUGGCCCGGACUGUGCUGAACUCUCCUGCCCCAAUAACUGCUAUGGCCAUGGGCGCUGUGUAAACGGCCAGUGCAUCUGCCACGAAGGCUUCACUGGCAAAGAGUGCAAAGAGCAAAGGUGCCCCAGUGACUGCCACAGCCAAGGCCGCUGUGAGGAUGGCCAGUGCAUCUGUCAUGAAGGCUUCACAGGCCUGGACUGUGGGCAGCGCUCCUGCCCCAAUGACUGCAGCAACCAGGGACAAUGCGCCUCAGGCCGAUGCAUCUGCAAUGAAGGCUACACAGGAGGAGACUGCUCUGAGGUGUCCCCUCCCAAAGACCUUAUCGUGACAGAGGUAACAGAAGAGACUGUAAAUCUGGCAUGGGACAAUGAGAUGCGGGUCACUGAGUACCUCAUUAUGUAUACACCCACGCAUGCUGAUGGCCUGGAGAUGCAGUUCCGUGUGCCUGGGGACCAGACAUCCACCACCAUCCGGGAGCUGGAGCCAGGAGUGGAGUACUUCAUCCGUGUGUUCGCCAUCCUGGAGAACAGGAGGAGCAUCCCUGUCAGUGCCAGGGUUGCCACCUACUUACCUGCACCCGAAGGCCUAAAAUUCAAGUCUAUCAAGGAGACAUCGGUGGAAGUCGAGUGGGAUCCUCUAGACAUUGCUUUUGAGACGUGGGAGAUCAUCUUUCGGAAUAUGAAUAAAGAAGACGAGGGAGAAAUCACGAAAAGCUUGAGGCGGCCAGAGACCUCUUACCGCCAAACCGGCCUUGCUCCUGGCCAAGAAUAUGAAAUAUCUCUGCACAUUGUGAAAAACAACACCCGAGGCCCUGGCUUGAAGAAAGUGACCACAACCCGCCUGGAUGCCCCGAGCCAGAUCGAGGUAAGAGACGUCACAGACACCACAGCACUGAUCACCUGGUUCAAGCCCUUGGCUGAUAUUGACAGCAUCGAGCUAUCCUAUGGCAUCAAGGAUGUGCCUGGAGACCGCACCACCAUUGACCUCACACACGAAGAGAACCAGUACUCCAUUGGGAACCUGAGGCCUGACACAGAGUAUGAGGUGUCCCUCAUCUCCCGCAGGGUGGACAUGGCAAGCAACCCUGCCAAGGAGACCUUCACCACAGGCCUGGAUGCUCCCAGGAAUCUUCGCCGUGUCUCACAGACAGACAACAGCAUCACCUUGGAAUGGAGGAACGUCAAGGCAGACAUCGACAGCUACAGAAUUAAGUACGCACCUAUCUCUGGAGGGGACCACACUGAAAUCGAUGUUCCAAAGAGCCAGCAAGCCACAACCAAAACGACACUCACAGGUCUGAGGCCAGGAACUGAAUAUGGAGUUGGCGUGUCUGCUGUGAAGGGAGACAAGGAGAGUGACCCAGCGACCAUCAAUGCGGCCACAGAAAUUGAUGCACCCCAGGACUUUCAGGUGUCUGACGCCACACAAGACAGUCUGACUUUAUUCUGGAAGACUCCGCUGGCCAAGUUUGAUCGUUACCGCCUUAACUACAGCCUCCCUACAGGCCAGUCAAUGGAGGUCCAGCUGCCAAAAGAUGCCACCUCCCAUGUCCUGAAAGACUUGGAGCCAGGGCAAGAAUAUACUGUCCUCCUCACUGCUGAGAAGGGCAGGCACAAGAGCAAGCCUGCACGUGCUAAGGCAUCCACGGAAGAAGUGCCGUCCCUGGAAAAUCUGACGGUGACUGAGGUCGGCUGGGAUGGCCUCAGACUCAACUGGACCGCAGGUGAAGGAGCCUAUGAGUACUUUGUCAUUCAGGUGGUGGAAGCCAACAAGGUCGAGGCUUCUCAUAACUUCACAGUACCUGGUAACCUUCGUGCCACAGACAUCCCAGGUCUCAAGGCUGCCACUCCCUAUAGAGUCUCCAUCUACGGGGUAGCCCAGGGCUCUAGAACACCAGUGCUCUCUGCUGAGACCUCCACAGGGAAAACUCCUAAUUUGGGAGAGGUCACGGUGGCUGAAGUGGGCUGGGAUGCCCUCAAGCUCAACUGGACUGUUCCAGAAGGAACAUAUGAGAACUUUUUCAUUCAGGUGCUAGAGGCUGACACAGCCCAGCUUGUCCAGAACCUCACAGUCCUUGGAGGACUGAGGUCAGUGGACUUGCCUGGGCUCAAAGCAGCCACUCGCUAUCACAUCACCAUCCAAGGGGUUGCUCAGGACUUCAGCACGGCCCCUCUCUCUGUUGAAGUCUUGACAGAAGAGCUCCCACACCUGGGAGGCUUAUCCGUGACUGAGGUCAGCUGGGAUGGCCUUACACUCAACUGGACCACAGACGAUCUGGCCUAUAAGCACUUUGUCAUUCAGGUGCAGGAGGCCAACAAUGUGGAGGCCACUCAGAACCUCACAGUGCCUGGCAGCCUCAGGGCUGUGGACAUCCCAGGCCUCAAGGCUGCCACCCUGUAUAGAGUCUCCAUCUAUGGGGUGAUCCAGGGCUAUAGAACACCGAUGCUCUCUGCUGACACCUCCACAGCCAAAGAACCUGAAAUUGGAAACUUAAAUGUUUCUGAUGUAACUCCUGAGAGCUUCAAUCUCUCCUGGACAGCUACCGACGGGAUCUUCGACACGUUUACUAUUGAAAUUAUUGAUUCCAAUAGGUUGCUGCACACGGCAGAACAUAAUAUAUCUGGUGCUGAACGAACUGCCCACAUUUCAGGGCUUCCACCUAAUACUGAUUUCAUUAUCUACCUCUCGGGAAUUGCUCCCAGCAUCCAAACCAAAACCAUCAGCACCACAGCCACCACAGAGGCCUUGCCCCUUCUGGAAAAUAUAACCAUUUCCGACACUAAUCCCUACGGGUUCACAGUUUCCUGGAUGGCAUCGGAGAAUGCCUUUGACAGCUUUCUAGUAACGGUGGUGGAUUCUGGGAAGCUGCUGGACCCCCAGGAAUUCACACUUUCAGGAACCCAGAGGAAGCUGGAGCUUAGAGGCCUCAUAACUGGCAUUGGCUAUGAGGUUCUGGUCUCUGGCUUCACCCAAGGGCACCAAACCAAGCCCUUAAGGGCUGAGACCAUUACAGAAGCUGAACCAGAAGUAGACAACCUUCUAGUUUCAGAUGCUACUCCAGACAGUUUCCGUCUGUCCUGGACUGCUGAUGACGGGAUAUUCGACAGUUUUGUUCUCAGGAUCAGAGAUACCAAAAAGCAAUCUGAACCACAAGAAAUAACCCUCCCUUCCCCCGAACGUACCAGGGACAUAACAGGUCUCAGAGAGGCCACUGAGUAUGAAAUUGAACUCUAUGGAAUAAGCGGUGGAAGGCGAUCCCAGCCAGUCAGUGCCAUAGCAACAACAGCCAUGGGUUCCCCGAAGGAAAUCACGUUCUCAGACAUCACUGAAAAUGCAGCCACGGUCAGCUGGAAGGCACCCACUGCUCAAGUGGAGAGUUUCCGGAUUACCUAUGUGCCUAUGACAGGAGAUGCUCCCUCUAUGGUGAUGGUGGAUGGAACUGAUACUGAGACCCGGCUGGUGAAGCUCAUCCCUGGGGUGGAGUACCAUGUCAGCGUUAUUGCCAUGAAGGGCUUCGAAGAGAGUGAUCCUGUCUCGGGGUCCCUGACUACAGCUCUGGAUGGUCCAUCUGGCCUUCUGAUGUCCAACAUCACAGACUCAGAAGCCCUGGCCAUGUGGCAGCCAGCCAUUGCCACUGUGGAUAGUUAUGUCAUCUCCUACACAGGGGAGAGAGUGCCAGAAGUUACACGCACUGUGUCUGGGAACACAGUGGAGUAUGAGCUCCAUGACCUGGAACCUGCUACAGAGUACACACUGAGGAUUUUCGCAGAGAAAGGACACCAGAAGAGCUCUGCCAUCACUACCAAGUUCACCACAGACCUCGAUUCCCCAAGAGAACUCACUGCUACUGAGGUUCAGUCGGAAACUGCCCUCCUUACCUGGAGACCUCCCCGGGCAUCAGUUACUGGUUACCUCCUGGUCUAUGAAUCUGUGGACGGUACAGUCAAGGAAGUGAUUGUGGGGCCGGACAUCACCUCCUACAGCCUGGCAAACCUGAGCCCAUCCACCCACUACACAGCGAGGAUCCAGGCACUGAGUGGACCCUUGAGGAGCAAGCUGAUCCAAACCAUCUUCACCACAAUUGGACUCCUUUACCCAUUCCCCAGGGACUGCUCUCAAGCAAUGUUGAACGGUGACACCACCUCCGGUCUCUACACCAUCUAUGUAAAUGGUGAUAAGACCCAAGCACUGGAAGUCUACUGUGAUAUGACCUCUGAUGGAGGUGGAUGGAUCGUUUUCCUGAGACGCAAAAAUGGACAUGAGGACUUCUACCGAAACUGGAAGGCCUAUGCCGCUGGCUUUGGGGACCGCAGAGAAGAAUUCUGGCUUGGACUGGAUAACCUGAGCAAAAUCACAGCCCAAGGACAGUAUGAGCUCCGGGUGGACCUACAAGAUCAUGGGGAGUCAGCCUAUGCUGUGUAUGACAGGUUCAGUGUGGGAGAUGCCAAAAGUCGCUACAAGCUGAAGGUAGAAGGAUACAGUGGAACAGCAGGUGACUCCAUGAACUACCACAAUGGCAGAUCCUUCUCCACCUAUGACAAGGACACAGACUCAGCCAUCACCAACUGUGCUCUGUCCUACAAAGGAGCUUUCUGGUACAAGAACUGUCAUCGUGUCAACCUGAUGGGCAGAUAUGGCGACAAUAACCACAGUCAGGGCGUUAACUGGUUCCAUUGGAAGGGCCACGAGUACUCAAUCCAGUUUGCUGAGAUGAAACUGAGACCCAGCAACUUUCGAAAUCUUGAAGGCAGGCGUAAACGGGCUUAACUUCCAGGGGCAAUUUGGUGAGAGAGGAAUGGGGCCCAGAGAAAAGAACAGAUUUUUUACCAAAGCAUCAACACAACCAGUCCAACGGUGAAGCCAUCCCUGGGCAUGUGGUGGGCAUCCAAGCAGACCAUGGAUCACUGAGGCACUGGCACAGGCCCCUCUGCAGUUACUUCCUUUGCACCAAAGACAACAGUCUGCAAGCAGUUUCUGCUUUCUUGUUUGAUAGAGCAAAAUCUCCUACUGACAGCAACACAGUGAUUUUUACUUUUCUUGGGUGGCUCUGGGAAUGGGAAAGGGGUAGGCUGGCUAUAAGUGGACAUAGUCAUUUUAGAACCAGCCAUAUUUUACACAAAGCUGUAUAAUUCAUUCGUUAUUGUUUGAGGUAGCAAAGAUAAAACGUGUCAUUGGAAGUUACCCCUUGCCCCCCUGCCCUGUCCUUUUGUACAUUUCAUACAACUGAAGCCAGAAAAAUGACACAGUUUAAAUUUCAAGGACAUUAAUAUUAUUAAUAUAAUAAUGGUGGUGGUGGUGGUGAAAACUGAGGACUUUUUAAGAGAUGUUCCCUUCCUAAGUGCAUCUGAACAGUACCUGAUUGUAUUUUUUUUUAAUAAAAGCACAGUACUUUUCAGUUUGU